AUGGAGAACCCAGGUUGCACUUGUACAUGGCGAACCUUGUACGAGAAACCACAAACCAUGUUAGUUAACUUCAAAAACAUGGUUGUAAAACUUGGAAAAGAUGACCCCAGAAGGAUUACUCACUCCCUUAAGUUCGGAUUCGCACUGGUAUUAAUCACUAUUUUUCAAUAUUUUCGUCCCUCCUUCUAUGUUCUUGGUGACAACAUAAUGUGGGCCGUUAUCACUGUCGUUUUUGUCCUGGAAUUUUCUGUGGGUGCAACACUCGGAAAAGGUUUAAACCGGGUGUUGGCGACGGCGUUUGCUGGUGGUCUUGCUGUUGCACUCCGCGAAAUAGCGAGUUUUUUUGGAGAUAAGGGAAAGGUCGUAAUGAUUACGGUCUCUGUAUUUUUCGUAGCUGGAACGGUGACGUUUCUGAGAUUUUCCCCGCGACUGAAGGCGAAGUAUGAUUACGGGAUGAUUAUUUUUAAUUUGACCUUUUGUAUAGUAGCUCUUUCGGAGACUACUGAGAAUGAACUGUUGGAAGUUGCACAAGAGAGGUUAUUAACGAUCAUAAUUGGGACUUGCAUAGCUAUUACGGUAUGUAUAUGUAUAUGCCCCGUUUGGAUUGGACAGGAUCUUCACAAUCAAAUUGCUUCCAAUAUUGUAAAGAUCGCCGACUUUUUGGAAGGAUUUAGAGAUGAAUACUUCAACAAUUUAGGGAAGACAGCAGAAGCUGAGGAUGAUAAGUCAUUUCUCCACAGAUAUGAAAGUAUCCUCUCUUCAAAAACUAAUGAAGAAACAAUGGCUGUUUUGGCAAGAUGGGAACCUCGUCAUGGCAGGUUCAGAUUUCGCCAUCCAUGGAAGCAAUACUUGAAGCUCGGAAACCAAAUUCGGUUGUGUGCUUACAAAAUUAAAGCUCUCAGUGUCUUCCUCUUACGUUCUGAUCAAACCCCAUAUGAAAUUCGAAGCAGGAUUGAAGAGCCAUGCGCAAACAUCAUAAUGGAAUCUGGGAAGGCUCUUAAGGAAUCAUCAUUGAUGCUUAAACAGUUUGCAAAGUCAGGAAUGGCAAAUCCCCAUGUGGCGAAUGCUAAAAAUGCUUCUGAAUCUCUUAAAUCUGUUCUGAGAACAAACCCGUGGGAAGGAGCUGAUCAUCUGCAGAUAAUACCAGCAGCUACAGUGGCAUCACUUCUGAUUGAUAUAGUUUUCUGUGUUGAGAAAAUUUGUGAAGCUGUUGAGGAACUUGCAAACCUUGCAAAUUUUGAGCCCUCUGAGAUACUCCAUCGAGGAACAGUUCAACCUAUUCCCGAUACUGAUGGUGCGGUUCAUGUCAUCACCAUUGCUGAAUGA
Messenger RNA from Vigna umbellata (rice bean), 1326 nucleotides. Its product is annotated as aluminum-activated malate transporter 2-like. Gene Ontology annotation, biological process: malate transport. Lineage: Eukaryota; Viridiplantae; Streptophyta; Magnoliopsida; Fabales; Fabaceae. The record is from RefSeq and is a predicted model, not a curated record.